CACACAAAUUUAAAUCAUUCAUUACCACAACAAACAUUAACUAGCUUAAAUUCACUAAAUAAGUUCAUGCCUUUCCCUAUAAAAAUCUAUUUUAGUAAUGAUGCAAUUUCUUUAAUUGGAUUUCCAGGGGAAAUAUUUAUGCAAAUUGUUGAAAUGAUGAUUCUUCCAUUAACAAUUUCCUCAGUAAUUUCUGCAUUAGCACAGACACGCCCCUCUGUGGCUGGCAGAAUGGGGUUAUUAACUGUUGCCUAUUAUAUGACAACAACAUUUCUUUCAACUUUUACAGGAAUUUUGCUUGUUUCUUGUAUUCAUCCCGGUGAUCCUCAACUUAUACACGAAUUGGGAGAGGGGACAUUAGAUGACACAGCUUUAUCGCCACUUGAUACAUUUUUGGAUCAAAUUAGAAAUAUGUUCCCAGAAAAUAUUGUCCAAGCAACAUUUCAACAAGUCCAAACAAAUUAUGUUCCAGUCAAACCCCCAAGAGUUCCCCCUUCCAAACCUUUAUUUAAUUCAACAAACACAACAACAGCAAAAAUACCUCUAAAACCUAUUUUGGAAUAUACAAACGAAGUUAAUGUUCUUGGCCUAUUAGUUUUUUGUACUGGAUUUGGUGUUAUUUUGUCGGUUUUGGGUGAUCAGGCUAGGCUAAUGAUUAAUUUCUUCAUUGUUUUGGAUGCUGUUAUUAUGCGUUGGAUUAGCGCUUUAAUGUGGUGUUAUCCAAUAGGUAUUCUCUCACUUGUUUGCAAAAAUAUUGUUGAUAUAGAUGACCUUACUGCUACAGCCCAGGUAACUGUAAUUUGUGGUUUAAUGAUACAUUCAUUAUUAACACUUCCAUUACUUUAUUAUAUAAUUACGAGACAUUCACCUUUUGAUUUUAUGACUGGAAUGGAUGGAACAGCAUUAUAUGAAGCUGUUGCAGUUAUAUUUAUUGCACAAUUACAUAAUGUCAAGCUUACUGCUUUAGAGAUUUUAACUAUAAGUAUUACAACUACAGUAGCUUCUAUAGGUUCAGGCUCUGUUCCAGCUGGUGAAAAGUUUAAAAUAAUUUAUUUAAUCUUUAUUUAUUUUGAAGGUUUGGAUGUUUUGACACUUGUUUUAACAACUGUAUGUGAUGGUUUUGGCUGUGGAAUUAUUUCACAUUUAACAAAAGAACGUUUAUUGGAAAGCGAUACAAAUGAUUUAAUUAAAUACAAUAAUACAAUAAGGGAUGAAGAAAAUAUUACUCCUUUAACGCCAAUUGAAAUUGGAAGAAAAACACGUUUACAAAAGCAGAAUCAGUUAACUCCAAUUGCUUUACGUCCUUUACCUGCACAACAAAAUGCCACAACAAGCCAGUUAAACACAACAACAAACAAACAUUCCCAGUAGAGCAGAUUCUUUA
This is a messenger RNA of Meloidogyne enterolobii, 1381 nucleotides long. Lineage: Eukaryota; Metazoa; Nematoda; Chromadorea; Rhabditida; Meloidogynidae. The record is from the annotation of a GenBank genome assembly.